AUGGAGCUCAAGUUCUCCACCUUCCUCUCCCUAACCCUACUCUUCUCCUCCGUCCUAAACCCCGCUCUCUCCGAUCUCUGCAACCCCGACGACAAAAAAGUCCUCCUGCAAAUCAAGAAAGCCUUCGGCGACCCCUACGUCUUGACCUCAUGGAAAUCAGACACUGACUGUUGUGAUUGGUACUGCGUCACCUGUGACUCCACCACAAACCGCAUCAACUCCCUCACCAUCUUCGCCGGCCAGGUCUCCGGCCAAAUCCCCGCCCUAGUCGGAGACUUACCGUACCUUGAAACCCUUGAAUUCCACAAGCAACCCAAUCUCACUGGCCCAAUCCAACCCGCCAUUGCCAAGCUCAAAGGACUCAAGAGUCUCAGGCUCAGCUGGACCAACCUCUCAGGCUCUGUCCCUGACUUCCUCAGCCAACUCAAGAACCUCACAUUCCUCGACCUCUCCUUCAACAACCUCACCGGCGCCAUCCCCAGCUCGCUUUCUCAGCUCCCAAACCUCAACGCUCUUCAUCUAGACCGCAAUAAGCUCACAGGUCAUAUUCCGAUAUCGCUUGGGCAGUUCAUUGGCAACGUUCCAGACCUGUAUCUCUCCCACAACCAGCUCUCUGGCAACAUUCCAACCUCAUUCGCCCAGAUGGACUUCGGCAGCAUAGACUUAUCACGGAACAAGCUCGAAGGUGACGCAUCCGUGAUAUUUGGGCUGAACAAGACAACGCAGAUUGUGGAUCUGUCCAGGAACUUGCUGGAAUUUAAUCUGUCAAAGGUGGAGUUUCCGACAAGCUUGACCUCGCUGGAUAUCAACCACAAUAAGAUCUACGGGAGUAUCCCAGUGGAGUUUACCCAACUGAAUUUCCAGUUCCUGAACGUGAGCUACAACAGGCUGUGUGGUCAGAUUCCGGUGGGUGGAAAGUUGCAGAGCUUCGACGAGUAUUCUUAUUUCCAUAACCGAUGCUUGUGCGGUGCUCCACUCCCAAGCUGCAAGUAA
Molecule: messenger RNA, 993 nt
Organism: Malus domestica (apple)
Lineage: Eukaryota; Viridiplantae; Streptophyta; Magnoliopsida; Rosales; Rosaceae
Product: polygalacturonase inhibitor
Molecular function (GO): protein binding
Source: RefSeq, marked provisional